Molecule: messenger RNA, 346 nt
Organism: Paraglomus brasilianum
Lineage: Eukaryota; Fungi; Glomeromycota; Glomeromycetes; Paraglomerales; Paraglomeraceae
Source: the annotation of a GenBank genome assembly
GGUUUACGCACGACAUGCUUACCAAGCUCCACCGUUGGCUGUAAGAGUGACCCGUGCUAUGCUUGAAAUACGUCGUUCGCCACCUCGACAGCUUAGCAAACCAAGGCAAAGACGCGUGGCUCAAGAUUCACAAGAAUCGCGACCAGAACAACCAUCAAGGCUCUCCGUCCAACAGACACCAAAUACAAACAAUACGGACAGCCAGGCAUCCACCCCGCAUCCUACGAAACCUCUUAAUCCUCCUCGUGCUGCAACGAAGAAGAAGUCAAUCUUUGACUUACUUCGCUCCGAAAAUUUUUCAGAUCCCUUGUUAGGCUGCCGCCGUGCGCAGCAUAGACGUGUUUAG